Colletotrichum graminicola M1.001 is the source of this 1143-nucleotide messenger RNA. RefSeq lists its product as uncharacterized. The transcript has 3 exons. The coding region runs from base 1 to 1143 and encodes 380 amino acids. The record is from RefSeq and is a predicted model, not a curated record. NCBI's taxonomy places the organism in Eukaryota, Fungi, Ascomycota, Sordariomycetes, Glomerellales, Glomerellaceae.
AUGGUUCUGCACCGCCAACAAGCCCAGUUCGACCGGGCCAGAUGGCGCAUGGCUUUGCUUGUUCCCCUUUGGAUCCUACAGCUGCUUGUCCUCCUCGUCGACAUCGGCCUGUUUUCGUGGCGCCUGUCCGACACCCUGAAGAACUGGGAGACGGAAGAGCAAACAAAGGGCAUGUUCCCACUUGUCGAGGUCGUAUGGGAAUCCGUCAACAUCGCCUUCUCCCUCAUUUGCCUCAUCUCCACCGUGUACGAAGUAUCCAAGCUCGCCGCCGAGACCUUGACACCAUGGACCAUGCUAUUUACCCACGUCCUGAAGAUCGUCUGCUCCCUGGCGACUCUGGCCCUGGAUAUUGUCGUCUUUUUGCAAAGGAAGGACAGUCACUACUCGAUGGUUGGACUCGGCUUGGACUGCUUCCUCCUCGCUCUCAUCAUCAUCCCCGGUAUCUACUCCAUCCAAACCUACCGCCGGCUCACCAAGUUCGAUGACUACCACUACCCUGUCAACCACAAGCCCUACGGCUUCAACGACCUCGAAGGCGAGGCAGCCUACAACGGCCGCCUCUCCAUCGGCGGCCUCAGCCUCGGUGACCGCUCCCUCCGCCGUAUCUCCACGUCGUCCAUCAAGAGCAUGGCCGGCCCCCAGGCCCAGGAACAAAUGCAGCAAGCAGCGCAGCAACAACGGCCCGAUCCGAGCCCCAUUCAGCGCACGCCUUUGCAGUACAACAACGAGCGUGACACACAAUUCGACAGAUACUUGGUCGAGCGUGCCAUGACCAGAGAGUUUGGAUGGGUCACCAGCCCCGGCAGCGACAACCUCAGCCGCAGCGACAGCUAUGUCGGCAGCGGAUACGUAACGAACGGCAAGGUCGUCACGCGAGAGAGCGUUGACCGCGUGCCUAGCUGGGGCAGCUCCCAUGUACUGGUCGCGGUGCCUGAGAUGGACGAGGACGACGUGCAUGACCGCGGCGACAGGGAAGCGCUGCUGGGGCAUACGAAAAGGGGCAGCCAGGACAGUAUUGGGCCGAGCAGUCCGCCACUGGCCUCGUCGUCAAGGAUGACCCCGCCGCGGAUCGAGAUCGAGGAGUCGGACAUCGUCGGGGACGUGGAAAAGGCGUGGGAGCGAAAGCGCGAGAGGAGCCGGUGA